Molecule: messenger RNA, 7308 nt
Organism: Stomoxys calcitrans (stable fly)
Lineage: Eukaryota; Metazoa; Arthropoda; Insecta; Diptera; Muscidae
Gene: side-III
Exons: 16
Coding region: 480-7145 (2221 amino acids)
Source: RefSeq, a predicted model, not a curated record
ACACACACAAGAGCGAGAAGGGAGCUAAGCCUUUUUGCGAAAUUGUAACGCUUUCGAAAUUAAAUUGUUACAUCCGCCGCCAGGAAACAUUAAAAUUGUUCUAGUUUAUUUGAAGCAGCGCUCUUUUUGCAGCAGUCUUCUUCUUCGUUUUUGGCUAAACCAUUUGUUUUGCAUUUUUACAUUCGCUACCUCCCUACCACCUCCAAUACCAAUCGACACACACACACACACACAUGAUAACCAGUCCGCGCGAAAGAAAGAGAUAAUAAAUUAUAUGCAUUGGCGAAAACAAAAGUAAUUCGAAAUAGUUGCAAACAAACAUAAAAAAAAAAUAACACCCAGCAAGGUAUUUACAACGAAAAGAAAAACACACAAACCGAACAACAUCUUUGCCAACCCUCGCAUUGCAAUCACUAAACAAAUAUACGCGUAGGUGGUAGGUGACCUCACCAUCACCUCUAGCGCUCAACACAAACAAAAUGCUGCUGCAUCACCAGCCACGUUGUAUAGGAGGGGAAGAGGGCACAACCAUCAACAUGGAUUUGUUUAAAAGUCGAAGGAUUUCAUCGCUUCUAACAUGGCGCCAUUGCUUAGCUGCUAUUACGUUGCUGAUAUUUGUGGCGAAUUUAAGCACCACCAAUGCUCAAAUUGAUUGGGACGACGAUGAUGAUCCAGUUUCCACAGUAGCUGUUGAAGCGGUAUUGGGCCGUACAGCCACUUUGCCAUGUGACAUCGAACCGGAAGCCAAGGAUGACAGAGUUUAUAUGGUCCUGUGGUUUCGUGAAAGUGCUGGUAAACCUCUUUACAGUUUCGAUGUUCGGGGGAGACCUUUUGAAAAGGCUUUGUAUUGGUCCGAUACAAAUUCGUUUGGCCCAAGAGCCUAUUUUGUUACUACCAAACAACCUGCCAAACUACAAGUCGACAAUAUCCAAUUGGACGAUGAGGGAGUGUAUAGAUGUCGAGUGGACUUCCAGAAUUCUCCUACACGUAAUCAUAGAAUUAAUUUAACGGUUAUUGUUCCUCCUCAUCAAAUACUGGUGUAUGAUGCCUCGGGUCGUGAUGUGGCCGGUGCUGUAGGGCCGCUCUUCGAAGGCGACAACAUUGUGCUGACAUGUGAAGUGCGUGGCGGUCGUCCCGAGCCCAUAGUAACCUGGAUGAAUGGCUCACAACAAUUGGAAUCCGGCAAUGGCGUUUCCAUGGGACGUCACGUCACCGUCAAUCGUUUAGAAGUGCCGCACAUCACACGUUCAGCUUUGAACAACACCUACCGUUGCCUGGCAUCGAAUACGAAAUUAGUGCAGCCCGUGGAGCGCAGUAUACGCAUUGAUAUGUUGCUUAAACCAACAUCGGUAAGCCUGACAAAUAAACAGAAGGUAUUUUCAACGGGCAUGCAAUACAAUCUCACAUGCAUUGUGGAAGGCUCUGUACCGGAUACGGAAAUUAAAUGGACGCAAAACAAUAGACCUUUUAAAAGGGGAACGCUCUCAACUUCACACAACAAUGGCAAAGUUAUAUCGAUGCUCUCAUUUAAUCCACAACCCGAGGAUGAUGGCACUCAACUCAAAUGUGAAGGAUCAAAUCCUCGCUUGCAAAACUCUGCUUUGGAAGACACACUAAUGCUCAAUGUUAUGUAUCCACCGCAAGUGACAUUGUCAUUAGGCUCAACACUUCGACCCGACGAUAUCAAAGAGGGCGACGAUGUAUAUUUUGAAUGUCACAUCAAGGCAAAUCCAAAGGAACACCGCAUUACAUGGUCACACAAUGGUUUCCCCGUUACUCAAAAUGUCUCCUGGGGUAUAAUAAUUUCAACACGUUCGCUAGUGUUGCAGCGUGUGGCACGCAUUCACGCUGGCCUCUAUGCAUGCUCAGCAGCCAACGACCGAGGCGAGACCACCAGUGCCAUGGUGAAUCUAAGGAUACGAUAUGCUCCGGUUUGUAGUACAAAUACGUUGGUUGUCAUUGGUGCUUCGCUGGAGGAAGCGGUGCCCAUACCCUGCCGCGUCAAUUCCGAUCCACCAGAAAUUGAAUUUGAAUGGACAUUUUCCAGCAGCGGUGAACAUUUUGAAGUUCCCUCGGCCCAUUAUGCCACAAUACAGGAGACGACCACAACCACAGGCGAUAUACAUCGGACCAUUGUCGAAUCGAAUGACACACAUUUUGAAACUUACGUAGAGACCGUAAGUGAAUUGAUUUAUACACCAAAAGGCGAACGAGACUAUGGCACAUUGGCUUGUUGGGCUAAAAAUUCAAUUGGCAAACAAUCAGAGCCUUGUUUGUUUCAAGUUGUACCAGCUGCCAAGCCAGGAGCUUUACGCAACUGUACGCUAAGACCAUAUGUGGUGACCUCAGCAUCGUUAAAUUCCUCGAAUCAAACAACAAUGCAUGCCAAUCAAAUGAUGAUGCCAACACAAUAUGGAAGGCACGAAACAAAUUUCCCGCAUAUGGAAUAUGUACGUGAGCGACAUAAUAAUAAUAAUAAUAACAACAACAACAAAAACAUGAAGCAGCAGCAACAACAUAACAAGCAUCUACCCAUGAAUCCCAAUACCAAUAACAAUGGCAACCAUUUGAGCUCUGGUCAUAAUAAAAUCUACAAUGAGGCCAGCAGCAACGUAAAUGGCCAAACUGGCGGAAACAGCAACAGCAACAUUAAAGGGACUAAGGGAAAAAGUACACCGUUGACAAAUAAUGCAGGCUCUAUGGCUACUGGUGGUGCUAAUAAUAAACGGACUACUAACAAUAUUAAUCAAAAGCAACAACAGCAACAGCCACAUUAUCCCUCCUCAAUUUAUAAGCAACAUAUGAUACAACAAAAAUAUCGCCUGCCGCUUACACCCCAACAAAUGCAACUCAUAAAGAAACGUGUAACAUUUACACCCUCCCUGGCCUUGCCUGGGCUUAAGCAUCAGCAACCCCAAGAUAAAACUAAACCUGCCAAGUCUUUGCCUUCCACACAGCAACAACAGCAACAGCAACAACCACAAUAUCGUACAAAGAAAAAUAAAAUUGUUAACAAGCAACAGCAACAGCAAUACGCUAAGCAUUCGGACUCAUCCUCUAGCAAGACAGCUACAGACACUGCUGCUGCAAUAAAAACUCGAGGCCCCCAGGCAGCCGCACUCACCGCAUCCAAGGCAUUUAUCAAUAAUCAAAGUGAUGGAUUGUCAUUGUCAGCCUCACCCACAAUGGCAGCCAGCAGGACGAAGACCACAAUAAUAGCUCCAGCUAAGGAUGAAGAAACAAGAAGAGCAGCAAGUGAAGGCGGUGUUGGUGGUUCAGGAAAAAAUAAAGUGGACAUAAAUACAGGGAAUGCCGCCAUCAAGAAAAAACUGCGUAUGAAACGUGAUGCCGUUGUUGUUACUGCAGCUCCCUCCUUAGCAAUUGAUGCUGCUGUCCCCAUCAAUAUUAAAACCAACAACAAUGCCAAAAACCUCAAGCUGCUUGAUGACAAUUUGGUUGGUGUUGUGGUCGCUGAUGAUGAUGUUGCAACUCCUACAAAGAACUAUCAACGGCAGCAUAAAAUGUCACCAUCAUCUAAGACAGCAGCCAGGACAAAACAAGCACACCGCCAACAUCAACUUCAAUGGCCAAAGACCAAAGUUGCCAAGAAUGCUGCUGAUGCCGCCUUGGAAAAUAAGGAAAAAUCCAAUUUAUCAUUGCAGCGUUUAGAGAAGUUGCCCAAGAAAAACCACCAUAAUACAAUGUCAGCCUCAAAAAAGGUGCAGUUGCCAACAACAAAUGGCAAGAAAGGCAAGGAUAAGCAACAUUCACGUGAUAAAACUGCAGCAAAGGCAAUUCAUCAUCGUGAGCAGCAGCAACAUCAUCAAAAAACCGAGGUGGCACCCAAUGGCAAGUCUGCAACUAGGAAACAAAUGUCAUCUACAGAAACUAAGGGAAUAGAAAGCAAACAUCAGCAACAGCAUAAAAACAACAAAAAAUUGCUUAUAAGACUAGCCAAACGAGAUGUUUCAAAUAAUUUUCCUAAAAUGAAGCAGCAGCUAGUAAUACAUCAUCAACAGCAACAGCAAGAGCACCAGCAACAUGAUGAUGGAUCCAAAGCCAAACUCCAGGGAGGCCCAACAGCUACCACAACAACUGCUAAAACUUUUUAUUCGCAACGUUUAGUGAAACCCACUGCCGACAAUGCUAAUGAAUAUGGCUUACAAGAAAUUGCCCUGGAAGCAGCAAAUCACCAUGACACUGACGAUGAUGCUGAGAGUGAGGCAGAAGCUGAUACUGUGGCGGAUGUUGCUACCAAUACCAACUCAAUUGAAACGAAUGACAAAAAACGAAUACGCAAAUCAUUAACACAACAUGAUAACAAUAAAGAGCUUUUCUAUGCACAAAUGCUGGAGGAGGAUAAUGAUGGCAAUAAACCUGGACACAAUAAAACCAAGAAAAUCUUAUCUAGCAACAAUGUAGCCUCCAUAAAUUCCAGCAGCAAUUCAGCGGAUAAUUUGGCCAUGAAGAUAAUGCUACAAAAAAAUGCUGCCCUAACUCAAAAGAGGCCAUUGAAAGUUCAAAAGCCACCCAAUCAACCUGAAAUAACCAAUCAAUUGUCAAAGCCAGCAGAACAUCAGCAGCAACAACAAAAGCAGGAUGAGGAUGAUGCUAUGCCUUUGGAAUCAAUCAAAUCAUAUGAUGAGCUGAAUAGCAAAGAAUCUUUGGCUGCGGGUGAGCAAACAGGCAACAAGGAAGAUGUAGGUUCAGCAGCAUAUCAAUCAAGUGAUGACCAGACCUUGGAAUCUGUGGAUAUAUUUGAGAAUAACAUUUUAGAAUACCAGAAGAAAUAUCAGCAACAGGAUAGCACCAACAACAAUAAUAGUUUAAGUACUCUUGAGGAGGAAAAUGAGGGGGAUGAAGUGGCCCUGGCCUUAGAGGAAAAUCCCCAAGAAGAUGAUGCCAAUAAUGAUGCCGAUGCCGAUGCUGAUGAUGAAAAUGAUGAGGAUGAUGUUGAUGCCAUGCAUGACCUUAUGGAUGAUGACGAAGAUGUUGCCCUGGAGGAGGAGGAGGAUAUGGUCAAUGUAGAUGGUGAUGGUGAUAUAUCAGAUGAUGAUUUGCUAGCUGAAAUGGUAGAGGAUUAUUCCAUGAAUGAUUCCAAAGUUCUGGAUGAAGUCAUUUCCAGCCUGGAUAUGGCUUUGAAAGACAAGCAAAACAACAAAAAUAACAACAGUUAUAGCACCCCCGCAUCUGUUGAACAUGCUGCUAAAAAACAAACGCAUUAUCUAGCCAGUGCUCCCAAAAUUGAAUCUCAUUCGGCCAACUCUUUUCUCGAAAACUCAGAGGUUGACAACAACAACGCUAUCGAUGACAUUGCCAACUCCAUAGACGAUGCUGAUGCUGAUGUCGAUGCCGAUGAUGAUGAUGAUGACGAUGACACUCAUAAUGAACCACAUUUUGAUUAUUCACGUAUGGAAUAUAGUUUUCACAAUGGCAUUGCCACUCAUAGUCUGGUUGGUCCUUACGGUUCUGGCUCCGGUGAUAUGGUUGGUGGCAUGGCAAAUGCCAUGAUUGGUGGCAUGGGUCUUGGUGCAGGCGGUGGCGGCGGUGGUGGUACCAUCAAUUUCGACAAUUAUGAUAACAUCAUCUACUCGACAAUGGAGCUGGAGUGCAUGCCCGGCUAUGAUGGUGGCCUACAACAGCACUACUUUUUGGAAGCGUACGAUUCCAAAACAAAGAAGUUACGCCUGAAUACAUCCAGUACAUAUGCAGAUGUGCCCAUAUUUCGCAUUGAUUUAAGUGACUUAACACCCAUGGACUAUUAUCCGGAUCCUAAUCCAGCUCUGCAUCUUGUUGUGUACAGUGUUAAUCAAAAAGGACGCUCGGAGGCAAUUGUUUUAGAAAAUGUACCAAUUAAUGAGGCGGAAAAACGUUCAGAUGGACGUAUGGGUUUGUCAAUCCUUCCCAUUGCUGCUCUUUUGACUGGAACACUUUUCACUGUGGGCAUAGCUGUGCUAUUUGUUGUUGUUGUGGCCGUCCGCAAGAGACGUUGUCAGGGUGGCCGAAAUAUGUGCGAUGACAAGGAUAAACAUUUAGGCAUGGAUGUUACAGUGACAGCCCCCCUGGAGACGGGUCCUGGGCAUCAGCGUUUAGUUGUUGCGUACACUCUGAAACAAGGUAUUGAAAAGCAACCGGAUAUAUUGAGUGCCCAAAAAAAUACAACGGGCAGUGUGACUUCAUCACCAUUGGGAAAUCGACCAAGUGGUGGUGGCAUUUUUAUAGAUACCAACACCAGUAAUGGAGGAGUGGGUUCGAAGGCCUCCAACUACACCGGUAAUGGUGGUGUAGUAGGGGUAGGCAAUAAUUCAACAACAGGAAACUAUGAUUCGCCAACAUUGAAUUACAAUGAUACCUCAACAACGGAUCCCCUGCAACAGCAACUCAAUAGUCCACCCUCACAAUCGAGUACUUUGAAAUUGGGUUCGGACAGCAAUCGAAAACCUUAUCAGACUCCCCCACUGUUGUAUGAUGCUCUAAAUCGCCAUGAUAUCUCACGUUAUGACCCACUGCCAUUGGCCAUGAAUUAUGGUGGCAGUAAUACCACAUUAAGUUCCGGUGGCAGUGCUGGCAACCAUUCGUUGACCAACAAUGCAACCACAUCGCUUAUGCAGAAUGCCGCACUCAGUAAUGGUCAUUACACCAACCAUCAUCAUACACUGCCACAUCCAUCCUCGAUGGCCAUGCAACAUCAACAACAGCAGCAGCAGCAGCAGCAACAUCAACCAGCUUCCACUCAUCAUAAUAUGGGCACGGAAAAACUAUCAAUUGCCGAUUAUCUAACGGCGAGUAGUUUAAUUGAUUACAAUCUCAGUAAAGCUGCCACGGGGAUGUUGGGCACAGCCAGUGUAACAGGAGCCGGUGGUGGUGGUGGUGGUGGCAGUAUUGGCAGCUCUACGGGUUCAUCUGCCUCCAUUUUGGGCCACAUGACUCUACCCAAAGGCUUGGGUUUGGGCUCCAUCAUGGGUGCUGGCAGCCAGCAAAGCGCUGGCCCUGCUGCAGUUGCCAGCCCUGCAGCUGCAACCACAUCGCCAAAUACCAGCAUAACACCCUCGACUUCCAGCAAUCUAGCCAUUACCCAGAAAACCAAUACUAAUCGUAAUCACAUUAUCACGGACACCUUGCCGGGUCCCGAAAGUUGUGUUUAAAUUCUAAGAUAACUCAUAAACGACUAACAAACAAUUCCACACAAAACCCGAAAAAUAAUUUCGAAAAACGACGAAAACAUCAUCAAUGUGUAUAUCAUUAAACUUUUUAUGUGUAAAUAUGUUUAUUUUUCAUAUGAAACAAGACUGCAGUAAACUAAACAAA